Molecule: messenger RNA, 3123 nt
Organism: Drosophila kikkawai
Lineage: Eukaryota; Metazoa; Arthropoda; Insecta; Diptera; Drosophilidae
Gene: Rat1
Product: 5'-3' exoribonuclease 2 Rat1
Biological process (GO): nucleobase-containing compound metabolic process
Cellular component (GO): nucleus
Molecular function (GO): 5'-3' RNA exonuclease activity; nucleic acid binding
Source: RefSeq, a predicted model, not a curated record
CACCCGCCGACGGAGCAUGCUGUAUUGUGUGUGAAGAAAACGGAAAAAAAGAAGCGCUAGGAAAGGAAAAUAAAGUAAUACGAAGUUUUUAUCGCCAUCAAUAUGGGAGUUCCAGCAUUCUUUCGCUGGCUGAGCCGGAAGUAUCCGAGCGUGAUCAUAGAGUGCAAUGAGAACAAGCAGGUUGACCCGGACACCGGCCGGAACACCUACGAGGACGCUACGUUGCCGAAUCCGAACGGGGUCGAGUUCGACAAUCUUUACCUGGACAUGAAUGGAAUCAUCCACCCGUGCACCCAUCCGGAGGACAAGCCGGCGCCGAAGAACGAGGAUGAGAUGAUGGUGGCUAUUUUCGACUGCAUCGACCGGUUGUUUGGCAUCGUGCGACCAAGGAAACUACUCUACAUGGCCAUCGAUGGGGUGGCGCCGCGCGCCAAGAUGAACCAGCAGCGGUCCCGUCGUUUUCGGGCGGCCAAGGAGACCUCAGAAAAGCGCCUGGAGAUCGAGCGGAUCAGGGAGGAGCUGCUCAGUCGCGGGUGCAAACUGCCGCCCGAGAAGGAGAAGGGCGAGCACUUCGACUCCAAUUGCAUCACGCCGGGCACACCCUUCAUGGACCGGCUCAGCAAGUGUCUGCACUACUAUGUGCACGAUCGGCUGAACAACAACCCAGCCUGGAAGGGCAUCAAGGUGAUCCUCUCGGACGCCAAUGUGCCAGGCGAGGGUGAGCACAAGAUCAUGGACUACAUCCGCAAGCAGCGGGCCCAGCCGGAUCACGACCCCAACACCCAGCACGUCCUAUGCGGUGCGGAUGCCGAUCUCAUUAUGCUCGGGCUGGCCACCCACGAGCCGAACUUCACUAUCAUUCGCGAGGAGUUCCUGCCCAACAAGCCGCGUCCCUGUGACAUCUGCAACCAGUUUGGCCACGAGAUGGACAAGUGCGUGGGCCUGGGGGCCACUGCGCCAACUGGUGGCAACUUCAAGCCCGAUGUUCCAAUUGGUGCCGAGGUUAAGUUCAUCUUUGUGCGGCUAAGUGUGCUCCGGGAGUACCUGAAGCAGACGCUCGAGAUGCCGAACCUCCCCUUCGAGUAUAGCUUUGAACGCGCCCUAGACGAUUGGGUAUUCAUGUGCUUCUUCGUGGGCAACGACUUUCUGCCCCACUUGCCGAGCUUGGAGAUUAGGGAGGGCGCGGUCGAUCGACUCGUGGAGCUGUACAAAAAGUGCGUCUACAAGACGAGAGGAUAUCUUACCGACUCGGGCGACGUUAAUCUGGACAGGGUGCAGCUGAUCAUGACCGAUCUGGGCAAUGCCGAGGACCAGAUCUUUAAGAACCGACAACGGCGUGAGCAGCAGUUUAAGGCCAGGGACAAGCAGCGCCGUCGGCAGGAGAGGAACGAGGACCACAAGGCACUGGAUCAGUCGGUGUUCGGUGCCAACGCCGUGGGACAAAACAAUGCGAAAUCAAACAUUGCUAACUACAAAGAGGCAGCCGCAGCCCUUCGCCUGGGCAAGAGGACGAGUGACCAGGCUGGUCUACAGGACGACGAUGACGAGGAAGAGGAGGUCAACGACGAAGUUAGGCUGUGGGAGGAUGGGUUUAAGGACCGCUACUACGAGUCCAAGUUCGAUGUGGCACCUGGCAACCAGCAGUUCCGUUACGCUGUGGCCCUACAGUACGUAAGGGGCCUGUGCUGGGUGUUGAAGUACUACUACCAGGGCUGCGCGUCAUGGAACUGGUAUUUCCCGUACCAUUAUGCGCCCUUCGCCUCUGAUUUCGUCAACAUUCAGGGCCUCUCCACUCUAUUUGAGCGGGGCACCAAGCCCUUCAACCCACUGGAACAGCUGAUGGGCGUUUUCCCGGCAGCAAGUAGCUCCCAUGUGCCCGAACCAUGGGCCCAACUCAUGUCCAGUCCGGAAUCGCCUAUCAUUGACUUUUAUCCGGAGGAUUUCAAGAUCGAUUUGAAUGGCAAGAAAUUCGCUUGGCAGGGCGUGGCCCUCCUACCUUUCGUCGAUGAGAAGCGUCUCUUCAAGGCCCUCGUUCCGUACUACGAACAACUAACCGGCGAGGAGGUGAGACGUAACAAGCGGGGCGAAAAUUAUCUGUACAUUAGCACUUCGAGUCCGCACUACAACAAGGUCCAGAAACUAACGGAAAAGUCAACUGGGGAUGAGUUCAACGCAAUCUCCUUCAGCGGGAUGCGAGGCACUCUGGGAAAAUCGGAACUGAACACUGACAUAAGGGGCUGCCUUAGGUCACCGAUAUCCGGGCUGCCGGACAUCAAUGAGAACACGAUUGUGACGACGACGUUCCGGGAUCCGGAGUACGAUGACGAUUACAUUUUUGAAGCGAAGCGACUGCCCAAUGCCGUUGAUCCUCCGCAGGUGCUGCCCUCCGAGCAGGGCCAAAAGCAUCGUCCAGUCAUCGGGUUCAAUAGCCACUCGAACCGGGCCUAUGUACCGGAUAGUGGACAUCGGAUGUUGAAUGCCGGAAUUCGAAAUAAUUAUGGUCAAGGUGGUGGCGGAGGAGGAGGAGGGUAUGGACAAGGCGGAAGCAGCGGGCGGGGAGGACAGGGCUAUCAAAAUAAUAGUCGCAACUAUAACUACAACUACAACAAUAACUACAACCAGGGCGGUGGUGGCGGCGGCGGCGGCGGCUAUCAAGGGAACUACAAUAACCGCCAGCAAUACGGCCAGAACCAGAGAUACCAACCAGACAAUUCCAAUCAGCAAAGGAACUACAAUAACUACAACAAUGGAAGGAAUAAUAACUACCACCAAGGCGGCGGUAACUGGCAACAGCAACAGCAAAAUUAUAAACGCUUUUGAUCAUACAACACAAAUAUAUAUAUGUAGAUUAACGACAUAAUCAGCGUUCAUUUACAAAAAUAGACAUAAGAACAAUGUUUUCAAUACAAUAUAUUUGAUAUUUUUAAUCAAAAAGAAAAACAGUUACAUCAAUUUACACUCGACUCAAUAUCUAUGUGUCUCUGUGCCUCAAUCAAAAGAAGUCAAAUUAUGCAAUUAAAACAAGGUAUAUAGCGAAGCAUUACGCAGCAAUCAUAGGCACACUUUUUGUUGGAACAUAAAUAUCAUUUUAUAAUAUUGAGAAUAAAAUACUAUAGACAGAAC